ACCUUUUUUUUUUUCCUUUUAACAAAGAAUUCGAAUGGAAAAGAAAAAAGACACGAGGUGAAUAAAGACGAUGUGCGAGUAAAAAAAAAGGGGAAAAAAAGAAUACAACUCUCUCCUAACUCUCUUUUCCUCCACCGCUGUUACUGCGGACGCCAGCUAAUAAAUACAAUUCAUUAGCAAUUAAUUAAUAAGCUGCAGGAUGAAUUGUGGCCGAGGCGAUGACUUCGAACAAGCCGCCUAGAAGGAACAUUUUUCACGCUUUAUUAAAAAUAUUCCUCCACACACCCAUCCCAGAGGAAUCCACAUUUGGGAAGGCGCAGCGACCUCUUCAACCAACCCAAAAAACCAUCGAAAAAUCCAUUUAAACCGCGGAAACAAAGCGGAGGCGCCCGCGCUGCCGCCACCUCGGAACCUCGGGGGCAGACGAGGGGCCGAGCCCCGGAGCAGGAAUUGGGUGUUCGGGAGAUGUUGCCAAGCCUCGACCGGAGCGUUUGAAAGCGAGAUCGGAUUUUUUGGGAUUUUUGGGGUUUUUUUCCCCUCUUUUCCUUGGUUUUUUUUCACCUCCCCUCCCCCUCUGGCCCCUCUCCGGAGGGAUGUGUGUGAUCAGCGAGUGGAAACACAAAUGUCCUGAUUUUCCUGAUUUUCCCAGCCCCUCUUUGAAAGGGACAAAGUGAAAAAAAAAAAAAAGCAAAAAACAAGCUCGCAAAAAUGUUCCUGACCUGCGAGGGGACCUUGGGGAUCGUUCCGGCCACCAUGGACUACAACGUGCAAGCCCGGCCGGGCCAUUUCCACGCCGGCUACCAACAGAUCGAAGGCAUCAGCUUGGGCUACUUACAGAUCAACGGCACCCAGAUGUUCGCGCUGGCCCAGGUGCUCAGCGACCUGUUCAAGGACAUCCCCAGGACCACCAUCAGCAAGAAGAUGGAAACCUUAAAGAUCAAGAGCCGCCGUUGCGACCUGGCCGAGCUGCGGACCCUCAAGGCCAUCAACUCGGUGCCCACGCGCGCCGUGAAGUGCUCGCUCAUCUCCAAGGCGGACCUGGAGGCUCUCUGCACCUCCUGCAAGAGCCUCCGCCGGAGGAAGAGGAGGAGGAAGAGCAGGAGAAGGGAGCAGCUGCUGCUGCCGGGCCCCGGGGAGUUCUUCCCCUGCCCGCGGCCCCCGCCCUGCCGCGCCGGCGGCUGCUGCGCAGCUCCAGCCCGCCCGGGGGGGCUCUUUGGGGGUCCUGGCCGGCUCCCCCGGGACCGGGCGCUGCUGGGCCCCGCGGCCGCGCAGCCCUGCGCGCUGCCGGUGCCCGCGGGCCGGCACCGGCGGGACCCGGGCUGGCCCCGGGGGCUCCUCCCGCACGGAGCGGGGCCCGCGGCCGCCAGGAAGGGCCGGUGCCGCGGCUUCCCCUCCUCCAAGCGCCAGGGAACCUCCGCCGGCUACUCCAGCGACUCGGACUCCAGCCUGGACUUCGCCGCGUCCAGCCCCGCCACCUCCAGCGACUCCUCGGAGGAGGAGGAGGAAGAGGAGGAGGAGGAGGAGGAAGGGGACAGCUCGUGCAGCAGCGACGAGGGCAGCUCCUCGGAGUCGGAGAGCAGCUCGCUGUGCAGCGGGGACUCGGUGCAGAGCACGCGGUACCGGCAGGCGGCCCUGCCCCGCUUCCAGCCCCCCCGGGAGCCGCUCGGGGAGGAGCGGCCGGCGGAGCCCCCCCCGAGCAAAGCGCUGCGCCCCGACUCCGAGCUCCUCUUCCUCUCUCAGCACCUCUGGGCCCGCACCCUGCGGGCGUCAACUUUGGAAAGUUUGAGCGCGGCCGCAGCGCCGGGGGCUCAGCCGGGGCUGUACGCAAGGCACGAGGCCUCCCCUGCCUCCUCCUCCUCCUCCUCCUCCUCCUCCUCUUCCUCCUCCUCCUCGCCCCCUCCCUCCCCGAGCAGCAGUAUCCCUGGGGGGGCCCCCCCACAAAAGGAGCGCGGCUUUGGGGACGCCAGAGGGAAGGAUUUACACAAAGAUGCCUCGAACAAAAGCUCCUCGUCAGAGCGGCCCAGCGGAGCCUCCCCGGGGCCGGCGCCCUCCUCCGAGCCGACCCCGGAGCUGCGGGCGAGCCCCGCUGCCCUCGGCGAGCCCCGGCCGGAGCAUUUCGACCGCUUGAUCCGCCAGUCCAAGCUGUGGUGCUACGCCAAGGGAUUCAACUUGGACGGGAAAGGUUUGCGGCACGGCCGGGGCAGCCCAGAGCCCUGGAGGGGAGCGGAGCUGCACUUCCAACCCCGCGGAGGAACCGAGAGCCCCGCGGCGCUGCGGGGCCGCCAGGACGGCAACGCCAAACGGCGGCGCCUGGCCAGGGUCACCGAGAGGCAGCGCGGCCCCUCCAAAGCCAGGCCACCAAAAACUCCCCGGAGGAAUUCCAGGAAGGGAAACGCUCCCUGCAAAGCCAGCCCGCCUCGGAAUUCCUUCAGCCUGAUGGGCAACUUCCCCUGCACGCCCUCGCUGGUGGUGGGCGAGGACGGGGAUCUGUGCCCGGCCUCGUCGCUGGGUGGCAAAAACUCCUGGGCUCUGUCCAAGACGCACCCGCUGUGGCGGUGGCAUCUGGGGGGCAGCGCCAUCCCCGUGCCCCCCAGCCUCAAAUUCCGCGGCUGCGCCAGCCUGGAGGAUCCCUGAGCAGCGCAGGAAAAAUUCCAGGAUCGCGGGAGGUGCCCGGGAUGGGAGCGGGGUCACCCCAGCCCCGCGUGGGGAAGGGGCUGCCCGGAGGAGCCGCGCGGGGAUUUGGGGCUGGUUUGGGGCAAUUUGGAGCUGAUUUGGAGCUGAUUUCGGCUCGACUUGGGGCGGAUUUGGGUCUGAUUUGGGGCCUAUUUGGACCUGAUUUGUGUCCGAUUUGGAACUGAUACGGAGCUGGUUUGGGUCCGACUUGCGUCUCAUUUGGGGCUGAUUUUGGCCUGAUUUCGGGAGCAUUUGGGCCCGAUUUGGGGCCAAUUUGGAGCUGAUUGGGGUCGAUUUGGGGCCGCGUGCGCUGCGGGAUGUUGGGUUUGGGAGGCGUUUUAGGGUGAGGUUAAAGCGCGCGAUGGAACCCAAAUAAUUUCCAAAAAACUCCGCGCGCCGCUGGAAACGAGGGGGGUGAAUCCCAGGAAAGGGAUUUAGGGAUGAAACGGCUGCUGGGAGAACUGGGAAUGGGCUGGGAAGGAGCUCCCGCCGCCCUGGCCUCCAGACCCUACUCCAAAAAAAAGUCCCAAACCCCAGACCUCAUUUCUCCUUUUUCCUCCAUAAAAAUUGGAUUAAAACAAUAAAAAUCCCAUGCAGGAAAGGGAAAAUUUCCCGUUCCUUUCAGGGCCGAAUGGAUCCCGGGGAAAAAUUAGAAAAUCCUUAAAAUCCCAGUUUUCCAGCGGGGUUUUCUUGGUGGAGGGGCAGGGAGGAAACGCCAACUUUAAAAAAAUCGGGAAUUUCGGGAGGUUGGGAGAAAGCGGGAGAGGUGGAGAGGGGGUGACUUGAAGUUGUUCCAUAGAAAUCUAAAGAAUCUUUUUAAAAAGUGGUGGUAAAGGGCAAAAAAAGUGAGGAAUUUGUGGGAUAAUCAUCCCUGGAAAAGGUUUGAAUCCCGGGAAAAAAUCCGGGAAAAUCGGGAAUGAAAAGAUUUGAUCCUCGCUGGAAUUUCCCUCCCUCCCCUGCUUGAACUUUUCCAAACCUUUGGGAAUUCCCGAUGGGAUUUCCAGCUCAUCAAGGCCCCCAAAUCUCUGCUUUGGGAACUUAAAAAACCCCCCAAAAUCAAAGCUAUU
Messenger RNA from Camarhynchus parvulus, 3740 nucleotides. RefSeq names its product elongin BC and polycomb repressive complex 2 associated protein (gene EPOP). The record is from RefSeq and is a predicted model, not a curated record. The transcript has 3 exons. NCBI's taxonomy places the organism in Eukaryota, Metazoa, Chordata, Aves, Passeriformes, Thraupidae. The coding region runs from base 709 to 2634 and encodes 641 amino acids.